This is a messenger RNA of Trichomonas vaginalis G3, 2118 nucleotides long. Its product is annotated as microtubule binding CLASP family. Gene Ontology annotation, biological process: microtubule cytoskeleton organization. NCBI's taxonomy places the organism in Eukaryota, Parabasalia, Trichomonadida, Trichomonadidae. Gene Ontology annotation, molecular function: microtubule binding. The record is from RefSeq and is a predicted model, not a curated record. The transcript has a single exon. Bases 1 to 2118 code for a protein of 705 amino acids. Gene Ontology annotation, cellular component: cytoplasmic microtubule.
AUGGAGUCACCACGCCAAGGAGUUGAAGAUACAAAUGAUCCACUUGGCACGGUAAGUCCACUUAAAGUUAGUUCAUCUACGGAUGCUCUCGCAGUCAUUGAUGACAUAGAAGAUAUGAUAAAUAACAAAACAGAUUGGGAAGUACGAUGUCAAGGGCUUAAAAACGCGAUGAUGUAUUUGAAAGGCAAUAUCAAUCAAUUUCCUGGAUGUGAUUUUACCAUAUUAUCAACAGGAAUCGCAGACUGCAUUUUAGAUAGUCGUUCAACUCUCGUGAGGUGGGCAACUUUACUUGUUUCAGCAUGUGCAAUGCAACUAAAGUCAGGAUUUGCUAAUUCUUCCGAUAUUUUAAUUCAGAAUCUUUUCAAACAAGUUCCAAACGGGACUCAAUACAUUUCUAAGUCGUGUUCUGCUGCUUUAAAGUACAUAUAUACUUAUGUUACACAUCGUAGAGUAGCUAGAUCUUUCUUAACUGCAGCUUCGAAUAAAUCUCCAGCUUCCAGAGUAAUUGUAGUGCAAGCAAUUGAAUGCUUUGCAAAUAACUGGCCAAUUAAAAUCGUUGUAGGCCUAAAACAGAAUAUAGAUCACGUUCUUAACCAUAUGGUAAACGAUUCUUGUUUCGAAGUUAGAAAAAUCGCUUCAAGAGUUACAGUUCCUUCAUCAGUAAGUCCGCCUACAUCACCGCGAUCUCCUAGUUUAAAGAAUACUAAGAAAAUAGAAGAAAAACCUAAGAAAGGAAUACUUAAGACGCCGAAUCGAGCACCGUCAGCAUCUCCAUCGAAAAUACCGAUCAAACUACGUUCAUCUCCAAGUUCUCCAAUGGAAAGAAAAAAGAAUCAUCGCGUUUCUUUCGCAAAAACAACAGAUGAGAUAAUAAUAGACGAAUUUCGUGAUACUAGUAAUAAAAAGCAAUCUAAUUCCUUCGAAUUACAACAAAAAGAAGAAAAUAAAAUUCCAGAAACUACAAUUGACGAAUUAAUGCCUCCAACAUCAGUUAAAAUUACCUUAAAAUUCCUCAACAUGCUCGAUGAUAUUAUACAAUGUGAUCAAAUCGAUAAACUCGACGGAUUAGAAGAAUUAUUACCUGAAUCCAUCAUUAUUGGCUCCAGAUACGUUGCUGAUUUUGCUAAAUGGAGAUAUUCAUUGGAGUUCCUCAUACCUAAGUUCUCUCAAGAGUUCAAAGACAAAAUUCUUGAAAUAUUAAGCACUUUUUUCUUUGAUUCCCUCCUUUUGGAGAUAGUAGAUGAGGUAUACAAGAUCAAUACUAUUGCGAAAAUGUAUUUAGAAGCUCCAAGAAGCUUCACAAACGAUGCGAUUCAAUUCUUCUACCAAUGCUCAAUAAAAUUCCCAGAUUACGUACCAGAAAUCCAAGUAGUACAGUAUUUGAAGUCGAUUUCGGAGAAUAUUCCUCAAAAAUAUUACGAAAAUUUGCAUAAAUUGAUACAACUUGGAACUCCUGCUUCAAACAACAAAGAACCAUUGAUACAAUACAUUAAGACACUUUUAGACAACGAAUUACUUGAUUUUGAGAGCCAAAAAAAUUUACUUCAAAUUUAUAAUUUGACUCCAUCGGAAUUGACCGAUUUUGAGAGGGAUCUGGCCAUUCUGUGGGAAGAUAUCGUUGCGCAAGGAAAAAACAAACUUAUUGACAAUUUUACGAAAUUUUUAGUUUCUGUUGUUCCGAAACUGGAUGUAAUGUCAUUUGCUGGGUUUGUUGAUCCGCUUUUCAUACUUAUUUCCAGCGAAUCUCCUUUAAAUCAAAAGAAAUUUAUUGAAUUAUUGACAGAAUUCGUCGGAAACGAAGAAACACUGAACUGCAUAUUAAGUAUAGUUGAUAGCCAUAUCAAAAAAGAGAAUCUUGAAUCAGGAAAUUUGAAUAUCAUAAUUAAUUCAAUUUUUGAAUACAUAAAUAGUCAUUCUGACGAUAAAACUGAUGAAUUGAUAACUGUUAUAUCACCGCGGAUUACUCCUCUUCUCAAAUCUUCUUCUACUUCAAUAAGAAGGUACACUAUCAGUAUUUUUAGUGCUUUUUAUAAGGCGAAUUAUGCUUUGUUUGAACCUUAUUUUAAAUCUCUUGCUCCAGCACAGCAGAGAUUAAUUGUUAUGUAUGCUAAAAAAUAA